Molecule: messenger RNA, 2047 nt
Organism: Pleuronectes platessa (European plaice)
Lineage: Eukaryota; Metazoa; Chordata; Actinopteri; Pleuronectiformes; Pleuronectidae
Gene: gsk3ba
Product: glycogen synthase kinase 3 beta, genome duplicate a
Exons: 11
Coding region: 770-2047 (425 amino acids)
Biological process (GO): negative regulation of canonical Wnt signaling pathway; regulation of microtubule cytoskeleton organization; insulin receptor signaling pathway
Cellular component (GO): axon; glutamatergic synapse; beta-catenin destruction complex
Molecular function (GO): protein serine/threonine kinase activity; beta-catenin binding; ATP binding
Source: RefSeq, a predicted model, not a curated record
GUAGCGUAGCUUAUGUGCGCCGCGACAAAGACAGCGAGACCGAAACCUAUGGGGAAGGAAUAAAAAAAGAAAUCGGGUAUCGUCGCACUGUUCGUCCAGAGUCCGUCGUUUUCUGUGGAGCUCGCUGCCCCGGGGGCCUCGGUGAAGACGCCGAAAUAAGACGGCGGCAGAGCGGGUUGUGGAGCCAGCGUGAAGCCGCCGAAGAAGACCGUGUCCACUGGCAGAUUUUCCGUUGGAGCUUCUGUAGGCUAGCGUAUAUAGCGAAGGAGCCGCCAUGGCAGCCGGAUCAUUGAGCCUCCACAUCGGGAUAUGAAGAGGAGCCGCAUGUGUCCCCGAAUCGUCACGUAAACGCCGCAUUUAUCCGCGAUUUAUCCGAACCCAGCCCCGCUUCAUCUUUUGUGAAACUGAUUCUGCCUCCAGAAGGAAAAAUUGCAGUCGGGUUUUAACCGGGGGGCCACAGGGAGAGGCCAGAUCCAUGACUAUUUCAGUCGGAGACGUGUCUGCUAAGGCCCGCUGAGAAAAACCUGGAAUAUAAAGAGGAGACGAUGCUCUGAUCGACCGCUGCUGAGACAGAACAGGGUCGUUUUAUUAGGAACCAGCGGGAUAAAGGGGUAUCUUUCUGCCUGACCACCCUGUGCAUUACUGUGACAUUAUUCAUUUACUGGCAGUCCUCCUUUGGAUGAGAAGGGUCUGCGAAUCGAUCAGCCCCGCCGCUUAAGCAAGUCACAGUCUCCCGGAGGUCGAGAGAAACGUAUCGGGGAUUUGGAUCAUGUCGGGUCGGCCCAGGACCACAUCCUUCGCGGAGAGCUGCAAACCAGUGCCGCAGCCCUCCGCUUUCGGCAGCAUGAAAGUCAGCAGGGAUAAGGAUGGAAGCAAGGUAACAACAGUUGUGGCCACUCCGGGCCAAGGCCCAGAUCGGCCACAGGAGGUGAGCUACACAGACACCAAGGUCAUUGGCAACGGCUCGUUCGGCGUCGUCUACCAGGCUAAGCUCUGCGACUCCGGAGAGCUGGUGGCCAUCAAGAAGGUCCUGCAAGACAAGAGGUUUAAGAACCGUGAGCUGCAGAUCAUGAGGAAGUUGGACCACUGCAACAUCGUCCGCCUGCGUUACUUCUUCUACUCCAGUGGUGAUAAGAAAGAUGAAGUGUAUCUGAACUUGGUCCUGGACUACGUUCCUGAGACUGUCUACAGAGUGGCAAGACACUACAGCCGAGCCAAACAGACCCUGCCCAUGGUUUUUGUCAAGUUGUACAUGUACCAGCUGUUCAGGAGCCUGGCCUACAUCCAUUCGUUUGGAAUCUGCCAUCGGGACAUCAAACCCCAGAAUCUGCUGCUGGACCCGGAGACCGCUGUGCUCAAGCUCUGUGACUUUGGCAGUGCUAAGCAGCUGGUCCGUGGAGAGCCAAAUGUUUCCUACAUCUGCUCUCGCUACUAUCGAGCCCCUGAGCUCAUCUUUGGUGCCACUGACUACACUUCCAGUAUAGAUGUGUGGUCAGCCGGCUGCGUACUGGCAGAGCUGUUGCUAGGGCAGCCAAUCUUUCCUGGUGACAGUGGAGUGGAUCAAUUGGUUGAAAUCAUCAAGGUUCUCGGCACCCCGACCCGAGAGCAGAUCCGUGAGAUGAACCCCAACUACACCGAGUUCAAGUUCCCCCAGAUCAAGGCACAUCCUUGGACUAAGGUGAGUCAACAGGUGUUCCGGCCGCGCACGCCCCCCGAGGCCAUCGCCCUGUGCUCUCGUCUGCUGGAGUACACGCCCACGGCCCGCCUCACUCCCCUGGAGGCCUGCGCACACUCCUUCUUUGACGAGCUGCGCGAACCCAACGUCAAGCUGCCCAACGGGAGAGAGAAGCCCUCCCUCUUCAACUUCACCACCCAAGAAUUAUCCAGUAAUCCCUCUUUGGCCUCCAUACUCAUCCCGGCCCACGCCCGCAGCCAGGCCUCCGCCUCCACCCCAACCAACACCUCUGCCACCACAGAUGGCAGCAGCACAGAGCGAGGUCCCAGCACCACCACCGCCUCGGCCUCGGCAUCCAACUCCACCUCCUGA